Mauremys reevesii (Reeves's turtle) is the source of this 1425-nucleotide messenger RNA. It is a transcript of the gene CAPZA3, whose product is annotated as capping actin protein of muscle Z-line subunit alpha 3. Lineage: Eukaryota; Metazoa; Chordata; Testudines; Geoemydidae. Gene Ontology annotation, biological process: actin cytoskeleton organization; barbed-end actin filament capping. Gene Ontology annotation, molecular function: actin filament binding. Gene Ontology annotation, cellular component: F-actin capping protein complex; actin cortical patch. The coding region runs from base 495 to 1388 and encodes 297 amino acids. The record is from RefSeq and is a predicted model, not a curated record. The transcript is spliced from 2 exons.
GACACAAUUGGGCCAAUUCAGCUGCCGUAGGCUGAUCCCAGCCCAGGCUCUAGAUCCUGCCAGGGAGGAGGGUUCCAUCGCCUGUUGCCUUGUGUCCUCCUGACCACGUGGUCCGGUCUUCUGACCCUUCCCUGCAGGGCCCUUCCUCCCUUUGCCCCAUGGCUAGAGCUUGCAGUGCCCUCCUCACCCCACCCUCCAGAAGCCCCAGGCUCACCCUGGGGAUUUAUCCCCCCUGCCAUGGAUCCCACUGCUUAGCCCCACUGAACCAGCUGGAUAGUCCCAGGGUCAUUUGCAGCCUUACCGCCUCUGGCGUUCAAGUUCCUGACAAACACAAUGUUGCUUUUUGCCCUCCAUGUGGGUUUCCAAAGUGUGGAACAUGAUCCUGGGGCAAGGGGUGGUAUGUGAUCCGCGGCUGGUAUGUGCACUUGAUGUUCUGGCCCAGUCAUGCCACAAGAAUUCUCUAAGAAGGUUUACCACCACAGAAAUAAACCACAAUGUCCAACAAAUGUGAUUUGUCUAAGGAAGAGAAAGUGGGGGUCAUAUGCCGUCUGCUGUAUCAGGCACCUCCAGGCGAAUUCUACAGUGUUUUUGAAGAUCUCUGUAUUCUGGUCCAGGAUGAUGACCUAAUGAGGCAAGAGGCUGCCCAGGUCUGUGCCCAUCACAAUAAGAACAAUUUCACCUUAGUCAGAAUAGAAGGAACCAAUGUGCUGGUGACUCGCUACAAUGACCUAGGAGGAAAUCGCUUUUUUGACCCUAAAUAUAAAUUUUCUUUCAAAUUUGAUCACUUGAGUGGAAUAUCAAACAAAUUUCAGCUCCACGGGGUAGCAUGGGAUGAGACAGAGUUAUGGAGAACAGCCCUAAAUAGUGCUUUAAAGGCAUACGUGGAUAGUCACUUUCCUUCAGGGGACUGCUGUGUAUUUAGAAAAACCUUGAAAAACAGGCAGGUAUUUGUGGUCUGUAUUGCAAGUCAUCAGUACAAACCGUUGGGUUUCUGGAAUGGCCUUUGGAAAGGUGAAUGGACUUUUUCCCAGAUUCCAGUUAUUACUCAGGUUACAGGGGCCAUUCAUACGCAAGUACACUACUUUAAAGAUGCUAACCUCCACAUGACAGUCUGCAAGACUGUUGAAGAGACAUUGCAUGUAAUUGACCCAGCCCAGUUGGCCAUAGAUUUUGUGAAACUCAUAGAAACUGAAGACAACAAAUUUCACAUUGCCAUGCUGGAAAACUUCCAAGCUUUGACAGAUGAAAUCUGGAGAAAAAUUCUACGAAGGCAGCUCCCAGUCACUCGCACGAUCAUUAACUGGAAUAAACUGCUGACCAAUCAAAGCAUAAAAGCCAAUAUUUCCAGUCAUGAGGUGCCACUGAGUUUAACUAAGUGUACGGUUUGAGUAAAAUAUAGCCCAAAUAAAACUAACAAUCACUGUG